Cercopithifilaria johnstoni is the source of this 1356-nucleotide messenger RNA. The record is from the annotation of a GenBank genome assembly. NCBI's taxonomy places the organism in Eukaryota, Metazoa, Nematoda, Chromadorea, Rhabditida, Onchocercidae.
AUGCUAAUAUUUUUGUUUAUGGUACUAUUAGUACCGACCGUAGAAUGUGAUAAUUCACCUGCUGGAGAAGAGCAACAAAAUCUCCGAGUUUUAGGUCCAAUUCCCAGUUUAUUCAGUUUAAAUAAAUGCGAAUAUCUAAAGAAUAUAUCCGAUAUUGAAACAUUAAAUCGACAUCAAUUCGAAAUACUCGAACAAUGCUUAUAUUAUUAUUUGGCUGCGGAAGCUCAACGAAAAACGCAACAUUUCAACGUAAUUCAUGCACUUGCUAUUUUUCCACCGGAAACUACCGAUUUAAAAGGAUCACGAGUUCGAAUAUUUUUUCAGCAGAUAACACUGCAGCAUUUUGUUAUGAACGAAUUCUUGAGAGAGUUAAAUAUUAAUGGUUAUAUCACUGUGUUUUGGGAUGACAAUCGGCUUAGCUGGAGCGAAGAACAAUGGAAAUUGAAAAAGCUAGAAAUCAAUUCCGUUAGUCACGUCUGGGUGCCAAUGCUAACUGCACAAACAUUUGAUACAGCACUUCGUAAUGGUGAUCUGAUGGAAAUACGGCGUGUAUCGAUAAAUAGUAAUGGUACCAUUCGUGCUAUCAUCAAUUUUUCGCUUCGGACAUUUUGUGAUGAUUCGGAUUUCAAAAAUUUUCCAAAUGAUAUGUACAAAUGUUGUUACCAGAUCGAACCACAUAUUAAUCAGGGUGGAAUAGAAUUUGUAGCGUCAGGUCGACCAGUUUUCACAGAUGCGAAAUAUUUCCGUGACAAUGGCUGGUACAUUUCUGGUAGCACACCAACUGUUCAAAUAAUGCCAGAUUCACAGUUUCCACAGCUUGGUUUUUGCUUGAAUUUGAAACGCUCCACAAAAUCUUUAUAUAUUGAAUUAUCGUUACCCAAUACGAUUAUAUCGAUUCUCUUCCUUUUAACACCUUUGCUUGGACAAAUUCAUUUGCAAAUAUUUGCAAAGAUGUUUGUACUCUUCCUUCAAUUCUCAACACUUCAGCUCUUUUCCACACUUAUCUCACCACAUCUUGGCUCCUCAGCUUCAACACCAACUAUAUUACGAUUUUUGGAAUUUGCUACAAUAAUAAAUAUGUUCAGUAUAUCAAUAUCCAUUACUUUAUGGAUGUGUUGUAAAAUUCGUCGAAAUCUUCCACCAUGGAAUUGGCUUAUAAGGACAUCCGAGCUUAUCAAUAGAUGUAUUUGCGUGUUUAAUUCAACAGAUAAUUGCAUAUCACUGAAUGAAAAUGAUAAAUCAUCCACAACAAGUAAUUAUCAAGAAGAUUGGACCAAUGCAUUCAUUGCAAUCCAUGGUGUUGCCGUAUGCGCCUUAUCAUUCAUUUUCAUUCUUGGCUAUUUAAUGUUAUCAUAA